UCUUUCUGGCUGGUGUUACGUGUUGUGACUUCAGACACGUUUCGAUCCCGCGCCGUUUAGCACGUGGAUCGGACUUUUACCAUAGUUUAUUCAUCAUUAUUUGAGGAUAAUAUUUAUACGAACUCGCUUCCAUGUGAGGACGUCAAUAAUAGGAAUAUAGCGGAACAUGGAAAAGAGUUUCGAUCUUACGGGAGACCACGAGAAUGUUUUCGAAGGAGAUCAAAUAGUUCCAGAUUCUUACGUCGUUUCUAAACAAUUGCCUUCUUCCGUUCUGUUUCAGCACACUAAAACACAGUUUAUCGCAGAAGAAAACGAAUUAGAUGCAUAUUUAGGUAAGAACGAUUUUUGCAAUCUUAGUGUACCCGAAGGCUUACAGAAAGCCAGAAGAGAAAGCGCAUCUCAGGUCGACGAAUACUUCGAAGAACAGACAGACUUCGGAACAGACUGUAAAUCGGUUAAUAAAUCUUCCCACGUGAAAAGAAUGCAGACCGAACCAACGAGUACUUAUCCUAUACUCGACGUCAAUCAAGCACCCGUCCAUUUAAAUUGUAUAAAGAAAGAAAUGGACGACACGAGCUGUGCCUUAUACGAUAAAACUACCGAAACAAAACUGAACAGUGAUUACGAAAUUACCAAAACUGCCGGUUGUUCGUAUAAAUAUACCAGUAUGGGUCCGCAAUUUGCCAUAGCUCAUAUAUUGUACAUGCCACCGACGCCUCCAAAUUCAGAACCCGGUAGUCCAGCUACGGAUACUGUGCUCCAUCCCAAUACUCCACCUCCUCUCUACUCCUCCCAAUCCAACGUUGUCAAUCAGAUCAUUUCUACGGGGGCCAACCAACGGAGAAACAAUCCCGAAUUGGAAAAACGAAGAAUUCAUAGAUGUAGUUUCCCCGGUUGUCCUAAAGUGUAUACAAAGAGUUCUCAUUUGAAGGCACAUCAAAGGAUCCACACAGGUGAGAAACCGUAUCACUGUCCGUGGCCCGAAUGCACCUGGAAAUUCGCCAGAUCGGACGAAUUGACCCGUCAUUAUCGCAAACACACGGGAGCUAAACCCUUCAAGUGCAAACUGUGCGAUCGAUCUUUCGCUCGAUCCGAUCAUCUGGCUCUUCAUAACAAGCGCCAUUUACAGAAAGUGAAAUAAAAGAAAGGCUCGGGCAUCGUCCUUUAUUUUUGUACACAUUCCUUUUUAUUUCCUCGUAUAUCGCAUGGGUGAAAAACGAAAAGAAAAUUUAUAUAUUUUGUUAUAAGUGCCACGAAACUAACUCUUUAUUUUUUUGUAAACAGCAAAAAAAAAAAAAAA
Messenger RNA from Centruroides sculpturatus (bark scorpion), 1300 nucleotides. RefSeq names its product early growth response protein 1-like. Gene Ontology annotation, biological process: regulation of transcription by RNA polymerase II. The record is from RefSeq and is a predicted model, not a curated record. Bases 167 to 1141 code for a protein of 324 amino acids. The transcript is spliced from 4 exons. Gene Ontology annotation, molecular function: RNA polymerase II cis-regulatory region sequence-specific DNA binding; DNA-binding transcription factor activity, RNA polymerase II-specific. NCBI's taxonomy places the organism in Eukaryota, Metazoa, Arthropoda, Arachnida, Scorpiones, Buthidae.